Molecule: messenger RNA, 846 nt
Organism: Pyricularia oryzae 70-15
Lineage: Eukaryota; Fungi; Ascomycota; Sordariomycetes; Magnaporthales; Pyriculariaceae
Exons: 2
Coding region: 1-846 (281 amino acids)
Source: RefSeq, a predicted model, not a curated record
AUGGUCCGUCAAACGACAUCUUCUGGUGGCGAUACGAUCAAAGCUGUUCUUUUGAAGCUGUCACCAGAAUUUGAAGACCUAUGCGAACUGAGAACCAAGGUAGCUACCAUCCGUGCCGCAGACGCCUUUUUCGACGGGCAAGCAGGACUCAAUGCAUGGCAAACGACGCGCCACCCAGAAAGACUCCUUCUAGACAUCCUCGGGCCUUCGAUCGCCGCCCUUGACGUCGAGACUGACAUCCUCAAUAUUCCGCCAAGUCAAGACGGCACUCCACCGCGCGUGCUUGACCUCACCCCCGCGCCCAGCGCAUUCACCGUCGCGGUUGCCAGACGCAACCCCAACGCGCAGAUCAGCGGCUUAGUCCGCCCUGGCGCGGUCGCCGACAUGAAUGAGGUGCCAGAGUACACCAAUAACCCGAGACCGCCGCAUGCCAUCUCCGAGAUGGCGCUGCAUGUUCUGGGCCCAGAUGCCUGGGGUCGUGUGGCCCCCAUUUCCAUCACAGACCGCAAUCGACACGCUGGGGACGCGAACGGGGAGCUACUCCUCGAGACGGGGGCCUGUCGGACAGGGCGGCAGCCGCUACAGCAGACCAACAUACCAACUAUUUACAUGCAGCACAUCCAAGACGUCGUGUGCAUCUCAGAGGACGCGGUCGAGUCAGACAGCGAGGUAGCCCGUAUCCGCGACGCAGGCAUGUCCGCGACGGACCCGUUUCAGGGUCAGCGGUUCGACUUUGUGUUUGCAAGCGCCGGCGGCGAGGUGGGCCCCGUGCGGACCAUGGGCCGGCGGCACUACGACAGACUCCUGCGCGGCAGCCCGAGGGAGGCGGAUGAGGGUGAGGGCUAG